Molecule: messenger RNA, 1579 nt
Organism: Manihot esculenta (cassava)
Lineage: Eukaryota; Viridiplantae; Streptophyta; Magnoliopsida; Malpighiales; Euphorbiaceae
Product: F-box protein At2g27310
Exons: 3
Coding region: 243-1445 (400 amino acids)
Molecular function (GO): protein binding
Source: RefSeq, a predicted model, not a curated record
UUUAAAAAAUAAAAAAUUUUUUCUAUUAAUUAUUAUCGCAAUGACGUGUCAGGAGUUGAUGGAUGCAUUAAAAACGGAUAAAAAUAAGUGAAUUAGGGUGAAGCAGGCCACAAAUGGCAAAUGCCUGUCGUUUUUUAACAAUACUCGGAAACUCCAAAAGGUUAAAAAAAAAAAAAAAACGAAAAAAGAAAAAAAUUUGGAACAGACAUCCUCGAUGAAAAAAAUCAGCUUCUCCUAGUCUGAUGAUUUCUAAUUUUCGAGGUGCGUUCUCUGAUCCCGUUUUCAUCGAUUGUGCUGGUUUUGAUUUCUGGGGGACUAUGGCUAUGUCAGUUGCACCAGAUGAGGGUACAGCAUCAUUAAGCAGUGAUAUCUUCUAUGACAUAUUGAGGCGUCUUGAUGGCCCAACAUUGGCAAGUGCAGCAUGUGCAUGUGUUGCAUUCUGCUCCAUCUCAAAGGAAGAAAAGUUAUGGGAAAAUGUUUGUUCUUCUAUGUGGCCUUCAACAAAUAGGGAGGAUGUCAAAAAUCUAAUAACAUCAAUUGGUGGAUUCAGAAAGUUUUAUGCCGACUGCUUUCCACUCAUUGUUAACAAGGAAGUUAUCGAGUGUCAAUGGAAUGACUAUCCAGAGUACCCUGAAGAAUGGACUGAGGCUGAAUACUAUGGUGACUUAGAUGAAUUUGAGAGUAUUGCACCUUCAGAUUUUGUCUCAAUUGUUGAUAUCAGGUAUAAAGACAAAGCAAUCUGUUCAAAAGUCCUGUGGGGUAUUCCCAAUGCCAAUGGAUUUAAUGGUUGGUUUUACAGCUGCCCAUUCCGGAUUGAUCUUCUUACAUAUGCAGCCAGGGAUGAUGACAGUGAAGGUGAAGUUCUCCUUUCAGUUUCAGAUGGUCUGCCACCAAUUUUCUCCAUGGAGAAAGAAAGAAAGGACGGAAAGUUAUGGAGAGAUCUUCGUGAUGGACUCCGGCUUAGUUGGAUUGUUGUAAACAAAAAAAUAAAGCAAGCUGCUAAUCUUGCUAGCUGGAGCCCUCUUGGUGGGCAAAGGCAUUGGCCAACGGACAAGGAUUUUGUAAUACGCUUUGGAUCAGUUCUUUCUGCAAAAGACAUUCUUCCAUGUCAGGUGGUAGAAUGCAUUCUCAUUAUGAAGUUUAGAGUAAUUCGCACAGAAGGAGAGGGCGUUCAUACAACUCUCAAGUUAACAGAGCUGAGCAUGCAGUUGGAAGACAUGGAAGGUGCUCAUGUCAACGGAAGAAACAGUUUACUUAUUCUGAAGGAAGCAUUGAGCUGCUGUAGGAGCAAAAACUAUAGUGAAGUUCUGGAGGCUUGCCACUUGUACUCGAAAGUGCAAAGCGAGUUAAAAGAGGAGAAGAUGAGGAACGAAAGUAGGAUAGAUAGACUUUGUAUAAUAAGUGGAAUUGCUGCUUUCCUCACACUAUGGUACUACAUUUUGUGAGAUACAAAUGCCGUUUUUUAUUUUAACUCUUGUUAACUGAAAGUUCUCUAACAGACUCAGUAUGUACCUGUCAGAUGUAAAUUUCAAUUUUCCAUAGCUAAUAAAAGUUAUCCCCAAGAUAUCUGAGGACAAAA